UCUACUUCCGCCUAAACAACGUGAGGAGAGAAAUGUAAACAUUGAUCAAUAUUUAUCCUGUUGGUCUCUGAAAAUGUGAAUUAAUUCCAAAGUUUAUAGCGACCUGUAUCAUUUCAUGUUAGAGGCUGCGCAACACCGGUCGCGGAAUGGAAGAAGACCACCCAAUAUUUUGUUUCCAGCACUGUAGCAGAGACGAGAAUAUUUUGUGUCUGUCGCUCCCCAAUCACUGCCCGCUGUGCAGUAGGGACUUGCAGACAACUCAGAUGCUCAUCCCUCCGUUUCGACUGACGUACCCGUUUCAGUGUGCAAUAAAAUCACCUUGCAGCGUUGUCAUUAGGCCUACACAUGGUUCGUUUCUCAGGGACUACACCAACUCCUCUAACCUGCAUGUAGGCAUUACAAAUACAAAAGGUUCAGUGUAUGACUAUGAUGAGGGGGGACUUCAUGUCCACUCUCCCACCUGGACAUCCACAGAGACACUGACCAUACCGGUCAUCCAGACCAAUGACACUAUGUGGAGUCACACAUGGAAUAUCAGACUGGAACAGUGGGCCAUGCAGCAACAGUGGACAGCAGACAGGUAUAACGACACCCAUCACAACUGCUAUGACUUUGUUCUUGGCUUUCUGCAGUACAUGGGACUGGACAAAUGUCUCCCCUGUGCCAGCAACAGGACGGAAUUCUGUGCUAAGAUGAUUGUACCUAAGACAACUGCUGCAGCCAAAUAUAUAUCACUGUAUAGAAAACUUUAUAAAGACAAGGUAGUCAUACAGACUGCUGCACCUUGACUUCAAGGCCACUGACAACAACUUCACUUCACACAGCAUUCCCUUUGUCAACUAUAGUUUCAAGGUGCUAACAACUAGCUCCCUGUAGCCAGCAUAUAAUCUUAGUUGCCCUGAGUUUCAUAGUUCUGGCAGUGAAUGAGCAUUACCCUAAAUCAGCAUUCCCCAGGACACUAGUAAUGGCUUGCCUUUAUUUUAACCCCAAAAGCAAUGAUACUGAUAAAGAUGCAAGUGCCCAGUAGCCGCAGAAACUCAGCGUAAAGGUUCUGUAAACCCAGGACAAAAAUGGCAUCGAGUGGAACAGUUUUCUGUAUCUUACCAUUUUGAGAAAUUGGCAACUUAUUAACAUGACUAUUACAUGAAAGAGUCUUCAAAACAGGGCCCUGUGCUCUGCAUGACCAAUUACCAAAUUAAUUUUGAUUGGUACAAACAUUUGGAAGUAAACUUGUGAAACAGAAGAAAACCCUGUUGCAUAAUUUUAUGUUCAGGUCAGUGAAAAUGAUGUGAAACAGAGAAGUGUUGUGAUAAAGGUCAAAGCCAAGUACCACAUAAAUCCUCACAAAGCUUUGGAGUUAUUUACUAAUGAAAGGUGGAAAAUAUGUUGUAUUUUUAUAUCAUAAUUAAUUGUUUUAUUGUUCUCGUAAUAUUAAUUUCUACAAGGGCACUUUUUAUUUGACUUUGAAAGUAAUUUUAGUUACUAAGAUUAGCCACAUGACUGAAAAAAAUGCUCCACAUGACAUUAAAUACUAUACCAUCAUACAGACUACUUAACAGUUAUCAUAAUGAGUGAUUUCAAGAUAAUUUGGAGAAUUUCCAGACUGUGGGGAAUUUUAGAUGCAGUAACUCUUUAUGCCUCAAUACAUAGCUGUGAGGCGAAAGAAUGGUUUCAUAAAUUGUGUUGUAAAAUAUGUUUGUGCAAUAAAAGCAUCAGAUAAAAUGCAGCCAAGGGUG
This is a messenger RNA of Lingula anatina, 1736 nucleotides long. RefSeq names its product MKRN2 opposite strand protein. The record is from RefSeq and is a predicted model, not a curated record. Lineage: Eukaryota; Metazoa; Brachiopoda; Lingulata; Lingulida; Lingulidae.